Aspergillus brunneoviolaceus CBS 621.78 is the source of this 1164-nucleotide messenger RNA. RefSeq lists its product as uncharacterized. The record is from RefSeq and is a predicted model, not a curated record. The transcript has a single exon. The coding region runs from base 234 to 1124 and encodes 296 amino acids. NCBI's taxonomy places the organism in Eukaryota, Fungi, Ascomycota, Eurotiomycetes, Eurotiales, Aspergillaceae.
AGGCUAUCCACAAUCCUGUUCAUAUCCAAUACAACAAAGCACACACUCAAAGAAUGCAUCCUGCAUCAAAGGUCUAUCAGAGUCAGACGGCCCAUGGCAUCAACCCAUACAAUGAAGACAUCACCUGGAUGUGAAUAUCUCACGAAGAGCAAAGACCAUCUAAAUGAGCAUUUCAGCUAAUCCCUUGUUGACACACGACAUGCAAGAGGCUUCUUUAUCCGUCCUCCCAGAUCAUGGCUUGGUCCCUGAUCAGGACAAUGGCCCAACUUGGAUCCUUUACGAACAUACCGGAACCCUCCUAUCCCACAAUCUCAAGUUCGACCCAUGCGUUCAAUAUAAAAUCACCCCUCCCACCGGUCCAUCUCCUACAACCCAGACCUGACCCACAACUCAGAUCACACCUAACCCAAAGAAACACUCACAGGACCCCUCGAAACUCAGCCAGAAUGGUGCGCCUCAACUUGUCAGACAUGAUCCCCCUGAACUCGACGGUGGUGGCUCCACCCCCAGCACCCACCGCCACCCCGGCACCGGCGGCGGCGCAGACGCCGGAGUAUCGGGAGCAGCCGUUCAUCUUCGUGUGCUCGCACCAGGAGCUGUACCUGGACAAGAAGUGGCGUCCGCUGCCCGAGGAGGUGAUCCUCAAGAAGAUCAACGACGCCUUCGAGGGCUCGGAUCGCCCGUGGCUCAAGGCCAUCCAGUUCCUGAGGGUCCGGCGCGUCCCGCCGCCCAAGGAGAAGACCUUCGACCCGCCCCGGCGCCUGCGGCUGGACGUGAAGACCUGGCGAGACCGCGCCGACCUGUACGAGAAAGACGCGCACCAGCGCGACUGGCUGCGUCUGCUUGAACAGCAGCAGCCGCAUGGGGCGAAUAUCGAGGCGACGGAGCUUCGUCCGCGGCCGCUGAGGGCGAAAAAGUCGGGGAAGAGGGGUGGGAGGAAGGGUGAGCUGAAGACUCAGCAGAGUUCUCAGCAGAAGCCUGAGCAGGAGACUGAGCAGACGCCUGAGCAGACUCCUCAGCAGAGGCAUCAACAGAAGGCUGAGCAGAAGGCUGAGCAGAGGCCUCAACAGCAGACCCAGCGCAAGCCUCAGCAGAAGGCUGAGCCGAAGGCUGAAAAGAAAUAGGUACAAUACCUAGGGCCCUAGGCGAGGCUGGUCAAAUACU